Molecule: messenger RNA, 5468 nt
Organism: Schistosoma haematobium
Lineage: Eukaryota; Metazoa; Platyhelminthes; Trematoda; Strigeidida; Schistosomatidae
Product: Large neutral amino acids transporter small subunit 1
Exons: 6
Coding region: 217-696 (159 amino acids)
Biological process (GO): amino acid transmembrane transport
Cellular component (GO): membrane
Molecular function (GO): L-amino acid transmembrane transporter activity
Source: RefSeq, a predicted model, not a curated record
GUUUUAACCAAUCAGGUUAAAUAGAUUGAAAACAUGAAUAGGGGAAAUUAUAAGACAGACAUCCAAUGAAUAUUUCCUACAUAACAAAUCACUUGUCUUUGUUUGUCAUACAAUAAGGCCGAAAGUUCUAGAUGCUUACUGCCUACUUGUUCUUCACAUGUAUAUAUAUGUGAAGAAAAGAUAAUCCAAUUUGUGGAUAAAGUUUAAAAAGAACAAAUGAACAAACGUAAAUCAAGUCACGAAGUCUUCAACCGUAGUAUCAAUGAUAAAAUAGAAUUAAAACGUGAAUUGGGUUUAUGGAGUGGUGUUUCUAUUACCAUUGGUACAAUCAUUGGAUCCGGUGUAUUUGUUGCACCAAAAGGUGUAUUAGAGAAUAGUGGCCAAAGUCCUGGUAUCUCUAUCAUAAUAUGGAUUUUAUGUGGUAUCAUCUCAUUAUUGGGUUCAUUAUGUUAUGCUGAACUUGGUACGACGAUAACUCAUAGCGGUGGUGAUUAUAUGUACAUUAAAAAGGCAUUUGGUAAUUUACCGGCAUUUCUACAAUUAUGGGUGAAUCUUGUGGUAAUUCGACCAACAUCCACUGCAAUUUGUGCUUUCAGUUUUGCAUAUUACGCUCUCUAUCCAAUUUAUUCAAACUGUGAUCCACCACAUCUACUUAUUCUUAUUUUUUCAAUUUUAUCUAUAACUAAUCGAUCAUAAUCGAUGUAGAGACUGGGAUAGAUAUCUCUUAUGUCAAAUUGUCAUUGUCAGAACAGCACGAUGAGAUGGAGUUAAAAAGGUAAAUAGCACAUGAAUUGAAAUAGUGUCGUAGAAAUGAUGAUAAGAAAGACUUAAUAUUCAGAAUGGUCUUCGAAAAGACAGAAUGAAGAAUGCUUAAUCACAAGAUCUAGAGAACGAUAAAGAUCACAUGUAUGUAAUGAAUUAUAAUCAUUGCCAUCCAACAUCUACACAAACAUUAAUCAGAGUUAUCACACUGACGACGAUUAAUGUGUCAUGAUUUGGUUUGGUCAUUCCCAUCUAAUUUUCUUUCUACACUAAUAAACAAUAUGCAUCAAGCAUUCCUGACAUGGAUAAAUAUCAUGAAAGUUCGUUGGGCUACAAGAAUUCAGAAUUUAUUUACAGCAGCUAAAUUAUUAGCAUUAACUGUCAUUAUUCUAUCUGGUUUAUAUGUUGUAUGUCAAGGUAGGCUAGAAAACUUUGAAGAAUUUUGGCAACCUACUCGACCGAUUAAUCCAUCACGUAUUGCUCUAGCUUUUUAUUCUGGUUUAUUUGCUUAUGCUGGCUGGUAAGUGCAUUGAAAUUUCUUGUAAAAGUAGUACAAUAAUAAUAAAGGAAGUCAUUGGUAAAUUAAAGCCUCUUCGCAUAAUAUCCGUAUGAAUAUAUACAACGUCCAGCCUUUGUAGGUUUUGUUCUGGCCUGAAGUUACCUUGUUUGCAGCGGGGUGUGUGAGGAGUAGCGUCGGUCAGACAGAGAAUAUAGAAGAGAAAAAAACAAGAGGAAAAGUGAGCCGACGACUCAAUAGGCACAUAGAAUGCACUUAUAUUACAAUUAUAGAAGCAAUCGAUAACAAUCAUAAAUAACACAAGCAUAAGAUUAAGACAACCUGAGAAUCAAAACAAGGAGUUGGUAGCGAAUAGUUUUGAAUGCGCCAUAUAUAUUCAUAUGUAGGGGAUGUGGGUGGAGUGGACAUUCCAUGUUUACAAUGUGAUCAAUAUCGCUGGAUAGUAUCAUUAUAUAAUAAUCACAAAGUGUAUUGCACUAGACUCAAUGAGGUCAACAGUUGUAUUCUACAGUCUCAUUCAGUUACGAUAUAAACUUCACAUAACUGACCAAAUUUAUUAUGCACAGCAUAAAAUUGAGAUUUGUAGGAAGGUUUAAUUGUCAUAUACUCAAAUCAUGAGUAUAUGUACAUAGAUUUUUUCUUCUGACUCAGACAAGGACAUAUAGACUGAGAUGUUGUUUAAGUGUAUCAUCAACUUCUUCUGAUAUCAUGCAUGAUUCAUAAUUCCUCACAUACUCUUUGACUUUAAGAGGUCAUGUAAGCCGUCUGGCUCUUAGAAAAGAAAAUAUCUGGACUUUUGCAGCUUAUAAUUAACAGUAUGAGCGAAUGAAUUAUAAUUCAGUAUUUUGAAGGUAACAUAUUCUCUACGAGUACUGAAUAUUCUUGGACUAAAAAGUCUUUUUUACUUCAUUUACUUUGUUGAAAGGAGUGCUAGCUUGAAAUGUGUAAGAAUAACUAUUCGUUUUUCUAAAAUAGUGUUUGAUUUUGUUUGAACACUGGUGGGAAGCUAGUAUACUUGAGACGAACAAUGAACGAUUUUACUGUAUAUAUGAUUGACCCACUCUAUACAAAGUACACAGUCAGUAAAUAAUUUAGUACACUUCAGCUCGAUUGAAAUCAAGAACAUGACGUUCAGCUAACUAGGACUCAUGUUAAUCAAUAAAUAAGUAGAUACAAAGAGUAAGAAAAUAUAUAUGACGUGUCAGUUAUCUAUCUGACUAUCUUUUAGCUUGUCUGUAAUCAAUAAUCAAAUACUGUUUACUGUUGCCUACAACACUUCCCCAGCGAAGUUUGUUCGUAAGACUUGUUUACUGUUCAUCCUUGGGUUCAUUUGAAAAAUUCUCGUUUUUUUUCGUUUCCUCAUUAGCCUUCAACUAGCUCCCAACUGUAAUUCAUUUCUUUCCAUUACAAAUGAUGAUAAACCAUCCAAUAUUUCACAUAAUUACCUCUGUCGAAAAAGGUUUAACUUUGGAUGACUCCCUACUACAUUUUCUAUCCCAUUAUUGAUUUAAAUGUCUGAUAAUAAGAGCAUUUUUUAACUAUCAAUUCACACAAUACUUUUCUAUAACUCCCGUUUAUUAAGCCCAACCAUUUUGUCCUUCCCGGCUGGAAAUCAUAUACAUAUACCAAAUUGCCCACAUUAAAAUCACGGAUUUUUAGAAAAAUUUUUCCCGUAUUUUCUAGUAGUUCAUUAGUUUUAUUCUUAAUUGGUUGAACCAUCUUCAUAUUAGAUGGUGCCGGUAUAUUUAUAACAGUGUGUACUUUUUCUGGGUCAAGUCCACGUCCAUGAGAAUAGAUAUUAGCCCCCCAAAUAUUGAUUACUCAACAAAAUGUGAACACUUUGCUCCCUUAAUACGAAAACCAUACCCUCUAAUGCGAGCAAAAACUUUAUGUAAUUGGUUGUAGUGUCCUUUUCUAUUUCUACUGGCAGUAAUAAUAUCAUCCAUAUGUGCCACGUUAAAUGGUACAUCGCUUGACAUAGUUUAAUUUGUUUAUUUCGGUUGGUGUUUUUCAGCAAAGUUGUUUUCUGUGGGAUGGAGAUGCUGACCCCAUACCCAACCAUCCUCUUUUACUUGGGUUUCGGACGGGUAGUAACCGUAGAAGAGUUAUAGAUGGAGUUAUCGCUCAACAUGAUAAAAAUAAAUUGCUGAUAAAUUGCUUCAGUAAACUUACAUCAAAAGGUAGCCUAUUGUAUUGAAACAAUCCUCGAUGUGUAUUUACAAUUACACUCCCCUUAGAUCACUACCCGAAGAUAUGCAUCCGAAAAUAUAGUACAACUAAUCAGAUUACUGAAAAUCCUCUGGUAUAUUGAUGAUCCUAUGAUGUAUACCUUGUAUACCAUUGGAUUCUUACUCAGGGAUUUAAAGAUUAAGCGUUCUCGUGCAAGACUAAAAUGUUCAGGGUUCAAUUCACACAUGAACCCAUGAAUAUGAAUUCCUGAAGAGCCCCAUACUGGGACAAGACAUCAAUCCAGAGUUUCUUGAUUUUCACCGGUGAUUUAACUAAGAUCACUCUGUAAUUUAAACCACAAAAGUAUAAUUUUAUUAAGAAUUCUCAGCAAGAAUAUAUAUUAGGGAAGACCAUACGUGGUUCUUAAAAUAACUAUGAUUAAUUUUAACUUAUUGCCACCCAUUCAGGAAAACAGUUAUUGUCAAUGAAUAGUUUGUGACAGAACAAAAACAAUGAUUGUUAUAUCCGAGCGAAGAUUAAAUCACGAGUGACUUCUGAGACAUAUUAAUUGACUAAUAUUAUCUAUACAUUCUUAUGGUAUAACUGUUCAAUAACUAGAUUAUGUAUAUUUAUAUUCCUCUUAUUAUAAGCUUUAUUUUGACCUACAAUUUAUUAUUAUACGAUUUACUGUUCUUAAAUUAUACUCAGUUUAUUCAUUACCGUCUCCCAUGUUCACAGCCACUUUUUGGCUUUAUUGUGUACAAAUGUUAUUUCCUAUUUUAUGGUGCGUUGCGGUCUAUUUGGUUGAUAUAUAAACUCAGUAUGCCUGAAAUAAAAGAUUCGAUUCGAUUCGCAUCGCAUAUUGGAAACUGGUAUUGUUGUUCUGGACUCAAGUGGACGGGCUAGGCGGACAUAGGACCAAUAAAGACGCUAGACUGCCCAUACCGGUCGAACGUCAUUGGUUUGGCACAGUGGGAAGAUUGUAUAAGUCGUAUUUUGAUUGGUGGAUAAAUCACGUGAUAAAAGCCGGACAUAAAGUCAUAACAAUAAUAUUACAAAGGUUAAUUACUAAAUCUAUUAAAGUUUUCUACAUGUUAAUCAAUCUAUAAAUUGAAAAAGACAACAAUAUGUAAAUUCAUUUAUAUUGGUUAUAGAUCAUUUAUUUAUUUAUUCAUUUAAACACAUAAACAUUGGUACAAGGAGGCACCAAAUACAUAUGUGCCACAUAAAUCAUUCGAUUUGUGUGAGGGCUGAGAUACUGUCCGGGUGCCCAAACAGAAGCAGGUGGUUUUCUUGGGGGCCCACACCCCGAGCCUUUGACCUAAAGGUUUGAUUCACAAAGCAGUGGAGCAACGUCAGGAGAUGCGAUCUCAUGGUAACCGGUGACCAAGAAUUGGUUCGUAUGCCACUUGUUUCCUUAAGAUCCUGGAGCCUAUGUACACCAUUGGUUUGGAAUGAGGGUUUAUCAACUCCCCUAUGUGGGUCCUCUGUAUCCACCAAUCUGGUUAAAGCUCCGAACAUUUGGUCUUCGUCCUCUCAAUUUCGUAAACAACCCCUCGCCGCGUGAAGACAGUAAGUAGGACUUCCCUGUUAGUGUUUAGUUACGAUUAGAUUUGACUUAUAUGCAAUAUAUAAUCUGUGUAGGAGUUGAGAAUCUUUUCUUUUUUACACUAAACGGUAAAACAUUUUACUUUAUGAUGACAGCAAUAAAAAUAAAUUUUCCUUCUAAUUUCAAAUUUUCUGAUGAUUAUAUGUAAUGACAUUUCUACAACUUUUGUUUUUACAUAAUUUAAGAUAAAAAUUGCUUCAUUCUUGAAUGUUCUACACAAAAAUAAAACAAGUUAAAUGUCCUCUUCUCACUUCUGUUUGGCUUGUUUCUUUGUCUCUCUCUCUCUUUGUCUCUCUCUCUCUUUCCCUCUAUGCCAGAUUUAUAUCAUAAUCAACCAUAUACUACUGAUGUAUAUGAGAAUAAUUGAAAAUGAAGUAAAUUUUCUAUCUUAUCCAUGAUUUUAUUAAAAAG